UUACAGGCUGCAGCACCAUCUUCCUGGCCCUGGCCCUCCAGACCUGUGUCUGUGAGAAGCAUGGCCCAGGGCAGGGGCUGGGGAGGCCAGGUGCCCAGGAGACCCCACUGCAUCUGAGACAGAGGCUUUAGGACCCAGCAUGUGUCCCCGUGUGCCUGGAGCCCACCCGUUGUGCAAGCUUGCAUGCCAGCCCUUAGCACGCCAGUGUCCAGGCCUGCCCAAGCCCCAGGCUUUUCUGCUGAAAGUCCCCAAGGCUACUUGGCAGUGUGCCCUCUUGGCCUGGUUUGUGGGACUGAAUGGGGCCGAGGGGUACAUGUGUGAGGCCUCGAAUCAGGGGCUACCAGCAGCCUGAGGGGGCCAGGCCUCCCCAGACAAGGACCCGGCCUGGGUCCAUGAUGGCCAUGUCGUAGGUAGCACUGGCUCAGGUCUCGGGAAGCUAACAGGUGUGUCACAGAGUGAAAGGGACUCUGCCCAGACCUCAGCCUGUGGCCUGCCGCUCCCGUCUUACAGACCAGCCGGUUCCUGCUACAGGCUCCUGGUGUCAUCUGGGGAGAACAUGUCCAGGCCCCCCGAGUGCCUGCUGCGGCUGCUCCGGGGCGCCCCAAGACAGCGGGUCUGCACCCUGUUUAUCAUCAGCUUCAAGUUCACGUUUUUUGUCUCCAUCAUGAUCUACUGGCACAUUGUGGGAGAGCCGGGGGGCCAAAGAGAAUUCCCGAACUUGCCUGCUGACGUCCCCUGCCCCCGACUGGUGCCCCCCACGCAGCUCUCCAGCGCCCUGCCUCCGGGCAACAUCUUCUUCCUGGAGACGUCAGACCGGACCAACCCCAACUUCCUAUUCAUGUGCUCGGUGGAGUCGGCCGCCAGGGCCCACCCCGAGUCCCGGGUGGUGGUCCUGAUGAAGGGGCUGCCCGGCGGGAAUGCGUCGCUGCCCCGGCACCUGGGCCUGUCGCUCCUGGGCUGCUUCCCCAACGUGCACAUGCUCCCGCUGGACCUGGAGGAGCUGUUCCGGGACACGCCCCUGGCGGCCUGGUACGCGGCCCGGCAGCGCCGGUGGGAGCCCUACCUGCUGCCCGUGCUCUCCGACGCCUGCAGGAUCGCGCUCAUGUGGAAGUUCGGCGGCAUCUACCUGGACACGGACUUCAUCGUCCUCAAGAACCUGCACAACCUCACCAACACGCUGGGCGCCCAGUCCCGCUACGUCCUCAACGGUGCCUUCCUGGCCUUCGAGCGCCACCACGAGUUCAUGGCCCUGUGCAUGCGUGACUUCGUGGCCCACUACAACGGCUGGAUCUGGGGCCACCAGGGCCCGCAGCUGCUCACGCGGGUCUUCAAGAAGUGGUGCUCCAUCCGCAGCCUGGAUGAGAGCCACGCCUGCCGCGGCGUCACCACCCUGCCCUGCGAGGCCUUCUAUCCCAUCCCCUGGCAGGACUGGAAGAAGUACUUCCAGGACAUCAGCCCCGAGGAGCUGCACCGGCUGCUCAAUGCCACCUACGCCGUCCACGUGUGGAACAAGAAGAGCCAGGGCACGCGCCUGGAGGCCACGUCCCGGGCGCUGCUGGCGCAGCUCCAUGCCCGCUACUGCCCCACGACACAUGAGGCCAUGAAGAUGUACUUGUGAGGGGCCUCCCCCAACCCACCCUGGGCGUCCUGUCCCGACAACGGAGGAGGGUUCACGAGGGGGAGGCCUCAGUCGCUGCAGCCUAGGAUGUGGGGCAGGCUCCGGGAAGGGUGGGCAGCCAUUGGUCCAAGAGGUGCAUUCGUUCUGGGGGACAUGCUGCAGGCCCCUGGAUCUGCUCCUUUCCAGGUGAGGCUGGUGGGAUACCUCCAGGCCAGCGUGCUUUCUCAGGGUGCAGGCAACAGCUGGUGGGGGAAGGGCCCCAGCCAGAAUCAGCUGCAUGAGCUGGGUGAGCACCUGGAUCUUCUGGACAGCACAGCAGAGCCGGGAGCAUCGAAGCCUCUUCCAUGGCAUCACCGGGCAGCCAGGCUGGUGGGGGCUGAGGUGCCCACAAAGAAAGCAUGGAUGGAAAAGCCCAAGGAAAGGGUAUAGGAAGGAGAGGAGGGUGCCUGACGAGAGGGAGGAGGCAGCCUGGGAGAGCAGGGGUGCAAAUCCAGCCUCUGGAGCCCAGGUCGGGGAGGGGUGCUUUGCUCUUUUCUGCGUUUGGUUUCUUUUUCAGAGGUGCCGAGGCCAGCAAAGCUGGCCUGGGGAGCCCAGCGGGGAAAGCCUGGCUGCUCACCCCAUCCUUCUUGCCAGAGAUGUUGCAAGGGUGGCGUGCUAGCUGGCCACUCCAGGGCAUGGGGGUGUGGAGUUCUUUUGGCUCAGGAAAAGCAUUUUAAGAAAACCACCCCCCACCCUGCCCAUGAUAAACAUAGGAUAAUAAAUGUAAUAAAAGUGAUUCCCUGACACUGA
Canis lupus familiaris (dog) is the source of this 2407-nucleotide messenger RNA. RefSeq names its product alpha 1,4-galactosyltransferase (P blood group) (gene A4GALT). The record is from RefSeq and is a predicted model, not a curated record. Gene Ontology annotation, molecular function: acetylglucosaminyltransferase activity. The coding region runs from base 557 to 1618 and encodes 353 amino acids. Gene Ontology annotation, biological process: protein O-linked glycosylation. The transcript has 2 exons. NCBI's taxonomy places the organism in Eukaryota, Metazoa, Chordata, Mammalia, Carnivora, Canidae.